UUGAACGAAAAUGCCUACUUGGUCGCUUUCUACGGUAUCUGCUUAGGACUAGGAGAAUUCAUUGGAGGACUAUUUGUGUAUUUCCUAUCGAGGCGAAUAAACAACUUUAGUCUUACGCCAACGAUGCUUUGUCACGCAUUGUUUAGCAUGUGCUUCCAAGCACUGGUCUUCAUAUCGUUUCCCACGUGGUCGACGGCACGACCAUCUGGUGGUGAAGGCCUUCUGUUGUCACCCACAGUUACUACUUGCGUCCUCUGUGGGCUGUUUGCAGGUUUGGCUGACUCGACCAUAACUACCGCUCGAACAGUUGUAUGCCAAAUUGCAGUUCCACAGCGACGACCCCAAGCCUUUUCGUUAAGCAGAUUGAUACAGUCUGUUUCUUCUUCUGUCGUGCUCGCCUUGUCACCGCAAAUGUCAGUGACGACGUGGACCGUGACAAUGUUGAUUGCGCUGACUAUUGGCACUGCUUCUUUUACGUUUGUGACCAUGCGAGCCACGAAAGUCUCACCUGAAAUGAGUAACGACACUGUCUGA
Cooperia oncophora is the source of this 534-nucleotide messenger RNA. The record is from the annotation of a GenBank genome assembly. Lineage: Eukaryota; Metazoa; Nematoda; Chromadorea; Rhabditida; Trichostrongylidae.